Trematosphaeria pertusa is the source of this 963-nucleotide messenger RNA. RefSeq lists its product as uncharacterized. Bases 1 to 963 code for a protein of 320 amino acids. Gene Ontology annotation, biological process: glutathione biosynthetic process. NCBI's taxonomy places the organism in Eukaryota, Fungi, Ascomycota, Dothideomycetes, Pleosporales, Trematosphaeriaceae. The transcript is spliced from 2 exons. Gene Ontology annotation, molecular function: enzyme regulator activity; glutamate-cysteine ligase catalytic subunit binding. The record is from RefSeq and is a predicted model, not a curated record. Gene Ontology annotation, cellular component: glutamate-cysteine ligase complex.
AUGAAGCUCAUACUCUCCACCUCGAAUAUCAUGUCCGGAGGCCCCUCCGUGAUACGACGUCCAAUCUUCGAGAAGUCAAAUACAGAACUCACCUCCUCCCUCCGCGCAAACUUCACCGCACAUCAGUCCUCGCCUACACCCACUCCUACCGCCGUCAAUGGGACUGCAUCGCCGAAGCCCUCGUUCAAGACAUGGACAACACAGGAAGGAAACACGCUCUGGAUACCUACACAUACACCAUCCCCGCUCGCCGAACCUCGAGAGUCCUACGACAUUACAGUGAAGCUAUUCUACCGCCCGAACAUACCCGCGGAUAGGAGAUGCGUGCAAACCCGAGAGGCUAUCGAUCUAGUACUGAAAGAGCUGGGGACGUCAUCGAUCGACCUCCUCAUAGUCAGCUUCCCCGGCAUAUCAUUCGACGCGGACGAUGAGGACUCAGACUUCGACGAUCCACAGUCGGAACCAGCAUCUGAACAAGACGGCGCAGUACAAGACGCAGAAGAUCUCCCCGAGGACAUCGACACCAUGAUUACCACGUGGCGGACGUUAGAAAAAUUGCACGACCAGAAGGUAGUGUCAAAACUGGGGAUCGCCGAAUUUGGAUGUGCCAGGCUGGAGAAGUUCCUGCCGCAGACGAGGGUGAAGCCGAGCGUUGAUCAGAUCAAUGUCCGUGACUGCUGCGUGGUGCCGAAGCCGCUUAUUCUGUACGCGAAGCAGCAGAAGAUCGAGCUCUUAACACACAACGACUGCACAAACGUGCUUCCGCGCGGCACAUUACGGGAAAUUCUUGGAUCAGGGGAGCAUGGCGUCGGAGUGCUAGCAGGAGGGGCUCUAGAUGCGGAGAGGCUAAAGGGCGACGUCGAGCCGCAAUGGGUAGUCAAAUACACGGCAGUAGUAAAAGACAGAGGCGUUGUGGAGAGUAAGGGGUACUUUGCAGUUGCGGAGCUAAGGGAGGAAUCAUGA